AUGAAGGUCUCGUCUUUAUUCACUACCGCCACAUUGGUGUCAAUUAUUUCAGCUGCUCCUACUGUCACCGCUCCACCCGACACUGCGGCCACCGACGGUGCCAAUUGGGCUACGUACCCUUCCGUGCCCAAGACCGCAUCUAUCAACGGGUUCGCUGAUAGAAUUUAUGAUCAGUUGCCUGCAUGUGCUCAGCCUUGUGUUCGUGCAGAUACGAGAUCAACACCAUGUCCUUACUGGGACACUGGUUGCUUAUGUGUCAUGCCUCAAUUUGCUGGUCCUAUUGGUAAAUGUAUUGCUUCAGCUUGUAAAGGAAAUGAUGUGCGUACUGCCACUUCCUUGGCCACAUCAAUCUGUUCGAGUGCCGGAGUCUGGGACCCAUAUUGGAUGAUUCCACCCACUGUCUCCCAAAGCUUGGCAUCAGCAGCUACUGCUGCUUAA
Lodderomyces theae is the source of this 438-nucleotide messenger RNA. RefSeq names its product CFEM domain-containing protein. The coding region runs from base 1 to 438 and encodes 145 amino acids. Lineage: Eukaryota; Fungi; Ascomycota; Pichiomycetes; Serinales; Debaryomycetaceae. The transcript has a single exon. The record is from RefSeq and is a predicted model, not a curated record.